AUGAAAACACUGGAGAAGUACCAGAAGUACAGUUACAGUGCACUGGAGACCACCAGACCAACUAACGACAUCCAGAACUACCAGGAAUAUUUGAGAUUAAAAGCAAGGGUAGAAGUCUUGCAACGUUCACAAAGGAAUCUACUCGGGGAAGAUCUUGCCCAAAUGAAUACAACUGAUCUCGAGCAGCUUGAGAAUCAACUAGAGGCAGCACUGAAGAAUAUUAGGUCAACAAAGACUCAAUUCAUGCUUGACCAGCUUGCUGAUCUUCACGAACGGGGUGUAACCUUGGCUUUUACAAACUCGAUGCAGGAAACAUUGCUUGUUGAAACUAAUAAUGUGUUAAGGAGUAAGGUAACAACUAUUUCCAACUCAAAUGCAAUUUUCUCAUGA
Sphenostylis stenocarpa is the source of this 390-nucleotide messenger RNA. Lineage: Eukaryota; Viridiplantae; Streptophyta; Magnoliopsida; Fabales; Fabaceae. The record is from the annotation of a GenBank genome assembly.